AUGUGGUCCUCUCUAUCGACGUUGCUCGCGCUGCCUAUCCUGGCCCUCGUCUCUAUCCCACUCAUUCUCUCAGCAUGGGUUACAAUCUCCGCUGCGCUUUUUGCACUGUUAGUCAGACUAGUAGUAGUCUAUGUUGAGGUAGUCUACGGAUUGGUUGUGCAUUUCUUCUCAGUGCCAACCUCACCUACCUCAUCAUUAUUGACAUUCGCGCCCUCAGAACCUACAACCCCAGCUGCUGGUAGAUCAAGAAGGAACUCCAGCCAGAAUGCGAAUCCGAGAAAGGCAAAUGAUCUUCUCACUUCUUGGGCCAUUGGUACCAGUCUGGAUGAUCCAGCAAGCCACCAAAGGAACUCUUAUGCGCGGAGCAUGAUCGAGGCCCACAACUUAUCUGCCCCAACAUCCAUUUAUGGCCUGCCAAUAAGCGGCGAUGAAAGGCGAGACUUCGAAGGCGUAGGUGGAUGGCGCUCGUAUGGGGCAUCCAGACCGCGCAGCUCGCACACUCCACACGAGAAAGCCACAAGCUCGGUCUCGUCGUCUUCGACACAUAGCACCCUCGAUGUCGAUCCAGACGCAGACGAGCGAGCCUGGCUUUCUCUAAACAAUCGCCUCGAACUCCCCUCACACCUCGUCACACUAUGCACAAGUGUACACGCAGGAGGCAACAUAAACAGCCCCACGCAGCACGAAAGCGCCGACUGCCGCAAUGACCGAAGCAAUUUCCAAUCGCUGACAGGAGCAACAGCCUCACAGGGCAUGUACCCCGAAAAGCAAAAAGAUGGGACAAGACACCACCAUCGCUCGCUCACGACUUCCUCGCUAACGACCUCUGACCGGCGCACGGGUACCGGGCUCUCCCUGGCGCUGUCAACGCCUGAUAACGCAGCUGUUCAUUCGAGCGAGUACAGCCAAUCGAUAUUAUCGUCAACGGCACGACUUGCGGCCCAGUUCAUGAUGCCGCAGCCACAUUCGCGGCUGGAUUCAAACUCGCAUUCCCAGUCGCGGGCUGUCCCGCGUGGUUUCCCUAGUGGAGCACCGUUCACAAGCUCAUAUCUCUCUGGCUCUGGGGAUGCGAUGGGCCACAACUUCGGGAGCAAUGGUAGUGGCGGGAGCUUUGCUAAUGGAGGUGGGGGUGGGUAUUUUUCUUUGAGACGGCCUGGAUCUUCUGGUAGUCAAAUUCUCUCUGGAAGAGUUAGCCCCGGUACUAGUGGGUAUACUACCCCUGGGGUUGGUCUGUCGAGUGAAGAGCGUGAUGCUUCAUCGGUGGGACUAGCGCGCUUGAUGGCACAUUACCCUACUAGCCCUAGACAUCGGAGGCAAAGUAUCUCUGGAUCGAAUUCGAGAGGGUUGGCUGCUGGGGAUCGAGCUGGAUGA
Molecule: messenger RNA, 1371 nt
Organism: Penicillium griseofulvum
Lineage: Eukaryota; Fungi; Ascomycota; Eurotiomycetes; Eurotiales; Aspergillaceae
Exons: 1
Coding region: 1-1371 (456 amino acids)
Source: RefSeq, a predicted model, not a curated record